Molecule: messenger RNA, 6251 nt
Organism: Phycodurus eques (leafy seadragon)
Lineage: Eukaryota; Metazoa; Chordata; Actinopteri; Syngnathiformes; Syngnathidae
Gene: rab9b
Product: RAB9B, member RAS oncogene family
Exons: 2
Coding region: 106-717 (203 amino acids)
Biological process (GO): retrograde transport, endosome to Golgi; Rab protein signal transduction
Cellular component (GO): late endosome; lysosome; phagocytic vesicle
Molecular function (GO): GTP binding; GTPase activity
Source: RefSeq, a predicted model, not a curated record
CCCAAUGGGCGCGCUUACGUCACUACAAGCAAUCUCAGUCCGAUGUAGGGGAGUGGGACAAUAACAUAAUAUUAACCAUCACGGACGGGGGGAGGAGGGCUGAGCAUGAUGAGCGGGAAGAGCCUCUUGCUGAAGGUGAUCCUGCUUGGCGAUGGAGGAGUGGGGAAGUCCUCCUUGAUGAACCGCUUCGUCACAGAUCGUUUCGACUCUCAGUCAUUUCACACCAUCGGUGUAGAGUUCCUCAACAGGGACCUUGAAGUUGAUGGACGUCUUGUCACCCUUCAAAUCUGGGACACCGCCGGCCAGGAGCGUUUCAAGUCCUUGCGCACGCCUUUCUACCGAGGCGCUGACUGCUGCCUGCUUACAUUUGCCGUGAAUGACCUGCAGAGCUUUCAGAACCUUGGCGGCUGGAAGAAGGAGUUCAUGUAUUACUCUGAUGUGAAAGAUCCUGAGCGGUUCCCUUUUGUGGUGCUGGGCAACAAGGUGGACAUGGAGCAGAGGGAAGUAGGGGAGGACGAAGCGCGGGCCUGGUGCGAGGAGAACGGCUGCUGUCCUUACUUUGAGACCAGCGCUAAGGACGACACGAAUGUCACAGCCGCAUUCGAGGCAGCUGUCAGGGAGGUUUUGGCCACCGAGGAUCAUAUUGACCACUCGGUACUGAGUGGGACUAUAGAUCUCCAUGGCAACCGCAAAAUAUCUCAUAGGUCCUGCUGCUGACGGGUCAGGUUUGAAACCUCUCUGCCCGUGGGUGGAUUUGAGAGCCAGUGAGUUGCUGUUUAUGGUACAUGUAGAGCAGGUACAUGUUGUUCUGUGAUUUUUUUUUGGAUAAGAUACAGUGGAGGCUUAAUUCUUUAUUAAUGCUGAUAAGGUGUAAUCUGAGGAGAGCAGUGUCAAGCGUGCUGCCGUUAUAAAAGGGUUUUAGCCCCAACCAAGGUACAGCCGUGCUGAAACACUCUUCUUGUGCUUUGUCUGCUUCCAGUAAUGUUGCACAUUGCACACUCAUCCUCAUACCAAACUUUGCAUCCGUUGUCUCAUACAGAUUUGCAUCCAUAUUGCUUCCAGAACGAUUACAAGUAGAACUUCCAAAGUCGAACACAAUCCAUUCUGUGGCGCUGGUUGACUUCAUGUUGGUCUAAUUUCAAGUAAGGUUUCAAGUGACAUUUAAACAUUCUCAACUAAGCUCGAAGAGAAGUUACUUUUUGGAACCAUUUGUCAAUUUUCAAUACUGCUUGUCCUCAUUAGGGUUGCGCAUUGGCCUGUCACAACAAUUACUAUAUCGACUUAUCUUUUGACAAAUAAAAUGGACACGACAGUUUUUCCGGACUCGAGAAAUUGUCGUUGUUGUGGUGGGCUGACAGUUGAAUGGCUGUGUCAUUUGCUGCUAGUGGGUUCAUGGAACACCGGAAGACCGGUACACUCUUGCCGGUGUUUGCUCCCUCCAAUACUUCACAGCCUUGCUCCUCGUGCAGCGCGUAGUUUCACGCAACAGAGACACUUCAGGGAAAGUUCACCGUUUAUUAUGGUCGCUAGCCCACGAGCUAACAAGCUAGCCUGCAAGCUAACGAACUAGCCCGCAAGCUAUCAAGCUAGGGAGUUAAGGAGCUAAACAGCUCCCUCCACAGCAGCGAUGUUGUUUAAAACAUCAGCGCGUCGCUCCGAGUUGUUGUGUGUGCUGGUCUCCAAUUAACACACACACGGGAAAGUUAACUGUUUAUUAUGUUUGCUAGCUUACAAGCUUGUGAGGUAAUGAGUUAAGGAGCUAACAGAUCACUGCAUCGCGGCAACGUCGUUUAAAAUGCACUUUGCUCUGAGUUGUUGUGAGUCCCCAGUUAAUACACAGGGGAAAGUUAAUUGUUUAUUAUGUUUGCCAGCCCAUGAGCUAAGGAGCUAAACAUCUCGCUCCACCGCGGCAAACCAGUUGAAAAUGUCAGCGGCUCGCUCCGUGUUGUUGUGUGUAUUAGUCCCCGGUUAACACAAGUUAACUGGUUAUUAAGCGUAACCUCAAUGGCACACGUUAUUCAGCCAGUAGUUAAAUACAGCGAACAUCAACAUAUAUUUGAUUGACAGGUGAAGGGCUCGUCUUCAGCGGACCAACCACAAAGUCUUGCAGCUUGAGGGCGGGCCUUAUUUUUCAUCAUUUCAGAGGCAUAAAGAAAAACGAUAUUAUAGUUUGAUAAUAGUUUGAUAGUUUUGGGGAAAAUAUGGAAUUUGGAAAGAACCUCAUAACCCCCCCAAGUAAAGUUUUACAGUUUUAGUUUUCAUUAUUCAUUUUUGCUUUCAGCACCCUGCUAUUUAUAUUAGCAUUCACUUUUUAAAAUUGUAUUGUUCAUAUUGUAGUAAGCAGUCAGGCAAUUUCCUAUGCCACAGUUUUCUUUUCUAUGAUUAGCAUCACACUUCUCUUGGCCAUCUUGGAGUUACAGUAAUCCUUUAAAUCAGGGGUGAAAAAGCACAUUUUUGUCGCGGGCCAAAUUGUAGUUACGAUUUUCCUCAACGGCUGGGAUGACAGUGAAACCAUAUACAGUAGUGUGAAAAAGUGUUUGCCGACUUCCUGAUUUCUUAUUGUGUUUGUUUGUCACAUUUAAAUGUUCCCCAUCAUCAAACAAAUUUAAAUAUUAGUCAAUGGCAACACAAGUAAACACAAAAUGGAGUUCUUAAAUUAAGUUUUUUUAUUAUUAAGAGAGAAAAAAAUCCAAACCUACAUGGCCCUGUGUGAAAAAAUUAUUGCUCCCGCUGUUAAAACAUAACUGUGCUUUAUUAUAUCUGAGUUCAAUUUCGCUAGCUGCACCCAGGCCCGAUACUGCCACACCUGGAAAGGAAUCACUUAAAUAGGACCUGCCUGACAAAGUAAAGUAAACCAAAAGAGCCCCAAAAGCUACACAUCAUCUGUAGAUAUAAAGAAAUUCAGGAACAACUGAGAAAGAAAGUAAUUGAGGUCUAUCAGUGUGCAAUAGGUUAUAAAGCCAUUUUUAAAUGAUCAGUUAUCCACAAAUGGCAAAAACAUAGAACAGUGGUGAACCUUCCCAGGAGUGGCCGUUCGACCAAAAUUACCCCAAAAGUGCACUGAUGACUUAUCCAAUGGGUCACAAAAGACCGUACAAUAACAUCCAAAGAAAUGCAGGCCUCACUUGCCUCAGUUAAGGUUAGUGUUCAUCACUCUACCAUAAGAAAGAGACUGGGCAAAAGUGGCGGCAUGGCAGAGUUCCAUGAUGAAAACCACUUGUGAGCAAAAAGAACAUUAAGGCUCAUCUCAAUUUUCCCAGAAGACAUCUUGAUGAUCCCUAAGACUUUUGGGAAAAUACUCUGUGGUCUUACGAGACAAAAUUUGAACUUUUUGGAAGGUGUGUGUCCCAUUGCAUCUGGCAUAAAAGUAACUGUGCAUUUCAGAAAAAUACCAACAGGAAAAUAGGGAGGUGGUAGUGUGAUGGUCUUCAGGCUGUUUUGCUGGUUCAGGACCUGGAAAACUUGCUGUGAUAAAUGGAACCAUAGAUUUGGAUGUCUAACAAAAAAAUCCUGGAGAAGAAUGUCCGACCAUCUGCUCAUGACCUAAAGCUGAAACGAACUUGGGUUCUGUAGCAGGACAAUGAUCCAAAACACACCAGCAAGUCCACCUCUGAAUGGUUGAAGAAAAACAAAAUGAAGACUUUAGAGUGGCCUAGUCAAAGUCCCUGACCUGAAUCCUAUUGAGACUCUGUGGCAUGACCUUAAAAAGGUGGUUCAUGCUAAAAAAACAUCCAAUGUGGCUGAAUUACAACAAUCAUUCAUUCAUUUAAAAACUGCAUUUUGUGUUUACUUGUGUUAUCUUUGAGUAAUAUUUAAAUUUGUUGGAAGAUGGAAAACAUUUAAGUGUAACAAACAUGCAAAAAAAAAAAAAAGAGAAAUCAGGAAGGGGUCACAAAUAUUUGUAACUGUAACUGUUUAAUCGCCUCAUCAUUUUAUUACAUUAUACACAACAGAUUGAGGAAUAACUCUCAACAUUAUUAUUACGUAUGACAAUUAGAAAUUUAGGUUUAGACUUUAGCAAGAAUCAUGGAAGUUGACGCACAUGAUUUGCUUUCGCGGGCCACAUCAAAUGAUGUGGCGGGAUGGAUCUGGCCCCCGGGCCUUGAGUUUGACACCAUGCUUUAAAUACUCAGUUAGCUGAUAUCUCAUGAGAUUUGCUUUUAUCUCGUCUUGCAUGAUAACAGUUUGACUUUACUUUCAAGGAAUAUGUUUCCAUAUAAUUUGGAGUUCAACUAAAAUGUUAUCACAUUUGGGGCGUUCAGCUAUGGAGGUUCAGGAGUAUUUCGUUGACAGUGAAGUAAAAAAUGUCAGUUAUUAGGUACACAAAUGGACAAAUGUUUUUCAAAGCACACUUAAUAUCUCCUGGAGUGACUCAGCAGCCAGUGUUAUACGUUAACAGUUGAAUGCUAUCAGGAGAAGUAAAGUAUUUACUGUUUGUAAGCUGACAGCAUCUGUAAUCCAACCAGGCAUGAACGUGAUCAUAACUGAUACAGUGUCGGUACGAAGCAGCGAUUGCCACAGCUCUAAUAUGUAUUAUUGUCUUUAUUGUCAUCAAUAAAAAGGGAAUUGUGAGCUUUGUUCCCCCCCCCGCAGCUGUUUUGCUGUUUUUACGACCAACCUAAACUGAAGCUCCAGGUGUUAUUUUAUUUCCGGUGAUUCACGUACUGUAUUUGGCCAGUGUUUUUUAAUUUCCCUGCCUCUAACUGUUUAUAAACUGCUGUUUAUUUCUCUGUGAGAAUCCCCUCCAUUCCGUUUGUGUGCCGUUAAUUCGCUUUGCCAACACUGCGUAUUAUUUGUACCAGGAAUGGAUGGGUUUGUUUCUCUGUUGUGAAAAGGAGGCUAUGAUUAUUGCACUGAAAAAAUGUUUUCCUAAUUAGGGCAUGCUUUUGAUUCUACCUUCUUGAUUGUGUGACAAGGUUUAACAAUCCAGUCCUUUUAUAAAAAUACUACACUCACUACUACACUCAUUCCGAAGGUCUCCUUGGUUUCACUGAUAGCUUCUAUUACACACAUGUAGACCUCAGUUGAAUGUGAGUACAAAGAUAAAGCCGUGCACAUUGCACACCGCUUCUAAACGUCAUCCAUACACUACCGGGUGAACCAUACAUUUAAGUAUUCCCAAAACUACGAUGUUUACCUAAUUUCUGCUAAGUGGUACUUCAAUUUCAUUUCAACGUGUCUUCAGUACAUGUGACUUUACAUUUGGUACAAGUUUUUGAAAACCUUUAGAAAAUAUUUGUGAUUUUUAAUUCUCAUCAAUAUAUUGAUUGCUGCUUAAAUUAUUGUAUUGGACACAACAUGUUGCUUUAAUAAGAUGAUUUCCAUGGCAUUGUAGCACCAUGUUUUCACAUGUUGUCUUAUGCUGCCAGCCUUGUGUUUACUGCUGAUAAUAUCUGUGUUAUAAAACAGCUGUGAGUGUGCGUGUGUGUGCGCGUAGUUCCAGUAAUACUGUAUGUGGACAAUAUCAAGGUUUUUCUAAUUUUGCUUUCAUAAACCACAGUAGAUUUGAAGAUGAAAUGUGAUUGAAGUGUAGACUUCAAUUCAAGAGCUUUUCAACCACAAACAAAUUGUCACUGUCAUUGUCCAAAUGAUUCUGGACCUCACUGUAAGUGGGUGUGUAUAAUCAAGCGUCACUGUGAAACUGAACCCAAGCUAUUCAUGUACUGCCCGCCUGUUUUUGUUGUUGUUGUUUUUUUUUAAAAUAUAAGUUUAGUAAGUAGAUUUAAAGAUGAAUUGUUGGACAGAGAGUGUGUACCUGUACUGUGUCUGGAGUGUGAACUGAGCUGGGCAUUGUAAGGCCAUCCCACUCACAUGUCAUUGUUGAUGUUCUUUGACUUAAACAGAAUCCUUUUGCCCUUCCCGGUACAUUUCAAUAUUCAGUGUUCCUUGUCCUGCUAAAAAGAUGUAGCCUAACAAUGUUUACCUGAAAUCUGUCAUAGACAAAAGUCUGUUAUUCAUAAGCAGAUCACAUGACCUACAGUACUUAUCAUCUCGUUGUUUUAAUAUUUAUGAAUGUAAAACCUAAUUUGGGCGGUCCCCAUUAAUGCCUGAAACAAAUAAUCAAGGGGCACAUAUUUCGUAAUUGCCCAAAUGACACUAAACAUCUGUUUUGUUCAAAAUAGUGAAUUUGGUUAAAAUUAUGUGAAAGUUGUAAUGUCCAACUUGUUUUUCACGAUCUUGUUUCUUCCCUUGCUAAACUUUUUGCACUACAUUUGAUAAGACUGGUUGUCAUUGAUUGAAUGUGAAAUAAA